AUCUCGGCCCCUACAACCAGAAUCGCCAUUUUUGUCUUGCUCCAAAGUCUACCCGACGUUCCGGAACCGACGUUAGGCUGGAUUUUGCACUGGUUGUUGGAUUUGGCCGGCCUGCCCGAAGUGGCAACCCUCUCCUGGAAGGAUCGUACCGUGCGUCGACGCUGCCCGGGACCAGCUUGAUGGUCUAGGGCGCCCACUACAUCGCGGUCAAAAGUCGGCUGCAAAUCCCCAGCGCACCCGUCGUUCUGCCUGUACGCGUGUACGUGUGUGUGUAUAUAUAUCUGUGUCGGUGUGUGUGUGCGUGUGUGUGCAUUCGCUGUUGUGCUCGCUAUCUAUUCGCCUACUGUGUGUGGCUCGAGUACGGAUUUGCUGCUUGCCUAGCUGCUCGUCGGUUUACGCUUGUUUGCUUCUGUUGCUUUCCGCAACCUCAAUAUAGAGAGCACACACACACAUAGCAGUGGCGGCGGCGGUGGCGGCGGCAGGCGUGAGAUCAGCAUCGGAAGAACUCCUGUCAAGACGGGGGUACGGGGCGGCCACACACGGAAAGGGUACCGUUUUUGCAUCCCAACUGCCGGCAGGAAGACAGAGACGGUGAGAGAGAGCGAGCAAGCGAGAGAUAGCAUAACAUCCAAAGCGCGAAGAAAGUGACAAACCUUCAGCAGGAGCAAGGCACUCGCAGUGACACACCGAACCAUCCAGAGAGACACUGCGUCGUCAUCUACAAAGAGAAGUCCACAUCGUAAUCAACACAUCUAGCGGGCGGCAACCAAGGGUUAUUCACCACCACCGAACCCCCGCGCGCUCGAAACCCCUUUCCUGCCAGUGCAUCGGCGUGUGAGGGAAGGAUGAGGGCGCUGCUGACCGCACCAUUUUAGGGCACGUACCGAAGGAAAGAAAGGCAAAGAGCGCUCCCCACCCAACCCUGCGUGGGAGUGUGUGAAAGCGAGAUAGAAGAGGAAGAAGAAGACGCGCAAGAAGAUCUCACAAGUUGGUCGAGGCAAGGAAAUCUCACAUGGACGGAGCAGCGCGUGUCGACCUCGACAUCAUUUCGCGCUGUUAAUGGAAACAGGUAGAGCGACGCUCGAUUCGAACUAAACUCGACUGGAGAAGCGAAACGAGAGAGACAGAGCGAGAGAGAGGGAGAGAGAUAGAAUUAGCAUCCUCUGGACAUGGCGUCCGAUACGGAGGAUGAACUGCAGCCAACCACCUCGGCCGGUGCCGCGGCGUCAACAUCUACGGCGGCGAGGGCAGGAAGGCGGCUGCGCAACCGGAACGUGCUGAACGUGGAGGACAGUGAUAAUGAUAGCAGCGGCAGUGGCCCCAUUGCAGGCCCGAGCCGGCGUCGCACGGUGCCAGUGGCGAAGAUGGACCUAGCGUCCGAGAGUUCCGAGUGGGAAUCGGACUGGAACAGCGACGAGGAGCAGCUGCUGGAGAAGGGCGACAAGGACGCGGUGGCGGCAGUGCUGGCCAGCAAGCUCGGCUACGCGUCGGACGAAUCGAGCGGCAGCAGCAGCAGCAACGACAGCGAAAAGUGUCCCAUCUGUCUGCUGUCCCUGCACAACCAGGAGGUGGGUGUGCCGGAGGUGUGCGAGCACGUGUUUUGUGCGCCGUGCAUCGAGGAGUGGUCCCGCAACGUGUCCACCUGUCCGAUCGACCGGAAGGGCUUCGAGCUGAUCAACAUCUACGCGGACCUGGAGCGCCGGCAGCAGCAGAAGGAGGUGCUGCGGGUGUACCGCGUCCAGCCCAAGCCGGCCGAGGGCGAGGGCGAGGAGGAGGGCCAGGGUACGGCCGGCGCAGGAGGGCUGCCGGUCGUGCCGGAAGCCGACGAGCUGACGUACUGCGAGGUGUGCCGGCAGGCCCACAGCGAGGAAACGAUGCUGCUGUGCGAUUCGUGCAAUCUCGGCUACCAUAUGGAGUGUCUGAAUCCGCCGCUGCUGGAGAUCCCGUCCGGCUCGUGGUACUGCGACUGCUGCUUCGCGUCCGGGUCCGACGAGGACGACAACGAGCUGCAGGAUCUGUUGGACGACCUGAACGAGAUCGGCGGCAUGCGCGAGUCCCGGCUGCGGCAGCGCAUCCACAGCCCGCUGCGCAUCGUGCGGACGCGUCAGAGCGAGCGCAUACGGGCGGCCAUCUUGACGCGGGCGGCCGCUGCAGUGCGGCUAAACAUCGUGCAAAGUUCGCCGGAUGGGGCCGCGGGCCCGUCGACGGUGGCGGCGAGGGUGCGCCGGUUGGCCGCCGGGUCGUCCGCGCACGGCGGAAGCAGCAGCAGCAGCAGUCUGGUGGCCGUGGCCGCACCGCCCCGUGCGCGCAAAACCGUGAAGCGGAAGCGAAGGCGCCGCACGAGGCGAAAAAUCCUCAGCAUGAUCAUCUCCGAGUACGACGUGGACGACAACGAGAAUGGGACGGGCGCGGGCGGGCCCGGCGAUGGACAGAAGUUUGCGAUCAAGCGCAAGAAGCUGUACAGCACGCUGCGCAAGCUGCGCAAGAAGCGCGCGAAGCGAAGGAAAUCGGGCGGCCUUGCGGGAGCCGGCGGAAGCAGGCGGCGCGGUGCGGCGGCAGUGGCAGCGGCUGCCCUGGCGGCCGGCGGCGAAGGCAGCGACCUGCUGCGCUCUACCAACGCGAUGGAGGACUCGGUGCAGCGUCAGCGCAUCGGGGCAGGCAUUACGCCGCUGAAGAUAUUCGGCGGACGGAACGAUCUGGACUACUUCAGCGACGACGACGACGAGGAGGAGGGCAGCAGCACGGGCGGUGCGGGCGGAGCAGGCGGCUCGACACUGGUGGCGGGCAGCGCGAUGGGCUCCCGUCUUCGCAACGUGCUCGGACGCAGGCGCGUUCUGAAGAGCGGAUUCGAAAGCUUCAGCACGCCAUCGCCGGGCGGCAACGGAUCGACCGGGCCCGAUCUGCUCGGCAGCAUUCUCGAGAACCAGGAGCGGUGGCACUCGCGGGACGGACUGCGAAACGUACGCAUCAACGGGGGGAAAAUCAUUUUCCCCACCGAAACGCCACCGAACGGGGGCGAUCGGCGCCGAGCACCACCGGGCGGACCGAGCGGGCGGAAUGCGGCAGAAGGGGCGGUGAAUGUGGCUGCCAACACGCCCGGCAGCAGCACGACCGCCCAAUCCAUCCCGAGCAGUGGAGGUAAUGGGGCAGGCAGCAGCACUAGCAGCGGUACGGGCGGAGCAAGCUCUUCCUCGAAUACUAUUGUCACCAACGGCACGGGAGCGGGAGGUACGGGUGGCACAAGCAGCUCUAGCGCUAGCGCAUCCGGAGCUUACACGAACACUUCCCAAGCAUCGCUCCUAACCGGUUCCCCAAUGGGCGGUAAAACGUCCUCGGGCGCCAACGCAUCGAGCAGCAAACAGCCGAACGAUGGUGACGGAACGGAUGAGGAGGAACAGCCCGAAAAGGAAGGAGCGAAGGAAAACGACAAGACUGUUGCUGGCUGCCGACUGCCGAAGGGGCUCGCGCACCAGGAUGUGGAGGGAGAGGCGGGCUCUAGCGGAUCGGCGGCGGCGGCAGCGGCAGCGGCAGCGGCAGCGGCAGCGGCGGCAACGGCAGCGGCAGAAAACAACUGUCCCAACUUCUCCGUCUAUUCGUCGGAGACGCUGCAGUACGCGAAGGGGGCCAGCGAUGGAAACCAGCCGUACGAUCCGCUGGACAGUGAGCAGCGCAGCGAUGAGGACGAGAACGAUCGGUUUGCGGGCGAACGGGACGAGGAUCUGGUGCAGCUGGACGAUGACGACAUGGACGGGGAACCGUACACGGCGGAUCCGAAGCAAAGUGCCGCGACGCCUACCACCUCCAGCGCUGCAACCGUGAAUGGCGAGAAGGAGGAAGCGGCCCAUCCAGCGCCUGAGACGGAGAAAACUACCAGAGAAGAGGAACAGGAGGAAGAGGAAGACGAAGGUACGCCAGCGCGGGACGAGUUUGAUUCGGAGAGCGACGAUGAGCUGAAGAAGAUCGAGGCAGACUCAAACCGCGGCAUCGACGGUGGCCGAAGAGAGGGGCUGGAUGCGCUAACGCCUCCACUGACGACCUCGCUGGUCGCUGCACUCGGUGCAUCUGGAGCGGCGAUGGCAGCUGCUUCGGCCAUCGCUACGGCCAACUUCGGUGCGCCGGCAGGCUUGCUCGGGCCGGGUGAGGACGACCGCAGCUACACCCCCUGCCUGGACGAGAAGUAUCAGGAGCGGCGCGAACUGAUCGACGCCGGCGAAGGUCCUUCUGGCGAGGGCACUUCCGGGUUGGCCUCGUCCUCGCGCUUCCGCAGCCAGGGCAGCGCGAUCGAUACGGCCGGCAUCGAUGGCAUGGACACGGAGCUGAUUUCCGACGAAGAUGAGGCCGAGUUUGCGGAGGCUGCGGGGGAGCAUGGGGCGGCCGACGGUGCCGGCCCAUCGGGCUCGAAGGGUGCGGCCUCGGCGAAGCGCAAGGAACAGCUGGCCGCGUUCAAGAAGGUAACGAAGAAGGGCCGCGAGCGCAACUAUCGCGAGAAGGACACGAAGAAACGCUCCUCGCGAGAGCGCGGCCGACGAGGGGACGACGGUGGCGAGCCGGACCGACGAAACGGUCGCACCGGCGACAGGGAUAGCGGUGGCGAGGGCAGCAAAUCGAUGGACCGUCGGAAUAGGCCCCGUCGUCCGAAGCGCAAAGAGCUGCCCCGGUACGACAUUCGCUCGAUCAUUGCGGAGAAGCGGCCGCGCAUCCUGAAGGAUCCGUUCGGCAGGGACAUUACGCCGAAGCGACGGUCGCGCACACGCACUCCGUCGCGCAGCCGAUCGCGGGAACGGCGCAACCUGUCCAUUUCCCUCUCGCCGGAGCCCCUGCCAGCGGUACGAUCGCGGGGCCCGGGCGCAGGAUUCAACACCGGACGGAGGCGCUCUCUAUCGCCGUUAGCUGUGCCGCCGCGCCAUCGGGGACGAUCGCCACCGCACGGAGCGCGUUCGCCGCUGCCACCAUUCCGCCGGUCACCCCGCCGAUCAUCGUCCCGGUCACGGUCCCGCUCGAGGGGCGGUGGACGCUCCGGUGGACCGCUGCCACCGCUCGGACUGCGCUCACUGUCGCCCCGGUCACCACCGCCACCAAGGGGCCGGUUUGCCCGUUCGCCCCGCUCGCGGUCCCUUUCCCGGUCACGAUCACACUCCCCACCGCCACACCAUCGGCCGGCAGUGCGGCGGGGAAGCUUCCGCCGCUCGCUUACACCUUCCCGGUCACCGCCCGAUCGACGCGUGGGCCGCACGAAAAAGAAGGCCAAGCGAAAGAAGCGCCCGGUAUCGGUCAGUCGCAGUCGCAGCAGAAGCCGCAGUCGCAGCCGGACCCCCCGCAGCCGUAGCCGUAGCCGCAGUCGAAGCCGCAGCCGAGGCCGGGGCCAGAAGGCGUCCCUGGCGGCAGCCCGAAACGCCGGCCGGAAGAAGAAGCCCAAGAAUCGACGCAGCGUGUCACCACUGCCACCGCCGGUAGCCAAAACCGUCGGCAAGAAGCAGAAGAAAAAGAAAGACCGAAAGCGAUCCUUCUCACCGCUGGGACGAUCCCGUUCGCGGUCUCGCUCGCGCACGCCACCGCCUUCGACCGCAGCCCCGAACGCAUCCGGCAUGCUUACCGAGCGCUUCGGGAAGGGCAGCGGCGGUGGAGGGCGUGCGCAGCGGGACAGCUCGUGGACGCCUCCGCCCCUGCCAACAGCCCUGUCCGGCUCGCGACUGAAAUCGAACGGACCGGCUGCGUCGGCCUCGGCGGCCGCCGCCAGCCUGACGGUGAUCCUCACAAACGAGGAAGCGCUGGCGAAGCAGCAGGAGGAGGCGCUGCUCGGCGGCAAGGAGCGGGACGGCCGCAGCGGCAAGCAGGCACGCAAGGAGGCGCGCCGCCGGGAGCGGGAGGCCCGCGAGAAGAAUGCCACCCUCCCCUCGAAGGAAGUAUUUACAUCGGGUGAUAAUAUUCUUGUAAGUGUUAGCUUUAACGAUAAGGGUGCGGCGGCAGCGGCGUCGGCGGCAUCCGGUUCCGGCAGUAAGGACGGCGCGCAGGAGAAGCAACCGAGCGCCGAGCAUUCGCGGCAUCACCACCACCAUCACCAUCAUCACGGGGCGGAACGAUCAUCGGGCGGUGGCAAACAACAGCAGCAGCAGCAGCAACGUCAGAAGGACUCCGCCGGUGGUGCCGCGUCCGGCAAGCGACAGCGAGCGGUGGAUGGCGAGCGGCCAAAGAACAAGCGGCUGGAGGGUCGGCUGAAGCAACGCACACGCUCGACGAUCGAUGUGACCGCGAAACCGGUCGUCAUUAUCGAUUUGGACGGGUCGCCGUUCCGGGUGCUGACGCCGUCGCCCAAGGCGGUCAUCGUGCUGUCCGACAGUGACACUGAGAAGGACAAGGACCGUCGUGGAGGCAGUGGAGGAGCUGCAGGUGUUGGUGGCGCUGCAGGAAACGCCACGGCCGGUGCGAACCUGGAGUCAGGAGCCGGAGCAGCAGCCGGUUCGGGAAUGAGCCAAGAAAAGAGUGGUGCAGGACUGCUGAUGCGAAGUGGAGGCGCUGUUGGAAGUACGCUCGGCCAGUCGCUCGGUUUGAUGGAUGGACCGAAUGCGAUGGGUGUUGGUGUCGGUGCUGGAGGAGCCACCGGGGCGGCCAGCUCAUCCACCGCCGGAGUGCUGCGCAAAACGCCACCCGAAAGACGCUCACCCGUGGACGACAUGUUCGGACCGAAGACACCGCCCGGAUUCCCCACCAGCAGCAGCGGCUCUGGCCUUGGCAAUCAGCAAUCGCUCAAGACCCUGCAGGCACCGAAGUUCUCGAUGCAGGUUAAGACGAAGUCGACGAACCUGCGACCGGUCAAUCCGCUGUACGAUCCGGGCGAUUUGGACGAGGGCAAGGAGGACAGUCCCGAACGGCAGGAUGACACCGUGGCGGGCGACAGUGCGGUGGACGACGAGAGUGGAAGUGUGUCCCAGUCGCAGGGCGGUUUGGGCAUAGGCUACGGUGCGGGUGGCAGUGGCGGUAGCACAAUUGCCACCGUGGGACCGAACACGCCACCGGAACCGGCACCCCAGUCGCCCUCGCCGGACGUGUACGAUCCGUUCGAGCCGACCAAGUCGCCCUCUCCCUCACCAACGCCCGGCGGAUCGUCGCGUGAUCGGUCCGAUGCCCUUUCCAUUGGGCGCCUGUCCGACGAGGAGCAGAGCAAGACGACGAACCGGGACGGCUCAGCGCCAGGCUCGGGCGCGGACGGUGGAAUGAUGAUGCUGGACGGUGGUGCCGAACCGAACGACACCAUGAACGGCGGUGGUCCUGUGGGCAGCGGCGGCGGCCCAGACACGGGACACUCCCGUACACCGCCACAAUCGCAGCUGAUGGGCCGCAACAAUGUUAACAGCGGUAAGGUCACGGUACUCAGCAACAUCGUCCUUGGCGGAUCGGCCACGGCCAACUCGAACGCAAAGGCGGGUGUGUCGGAUCCAUCGGGCGCAAACUCCGAUUCCGACGUGAUCUUCGACGAGUUCGUACCGUCGUCGUCGGGUGGGCCGGCGAACAACCUCAUCUCCAAGCUGCCACUGCCACUGGCCGGUGCCGCCGGUCAGCAGGGACAGUCGGCCGGCAAGUUUGCCGACUUCCUGAACCCGACCGACUCACCGUACUCGCCCGGGGCGAGCGAUUUCGACGAUCUGUUCGAACCGCCCGGCGGCGCCGGAGGCAUGGAUAUGCUGGAUUCGCCUCCAAUGCACACGCACCCGAGCAGCAAGCAGCAGCAGCAGCAGUCGAAUCAUCAGCAACAUUCAAACGCCAACUCGCAACCGUCGGCGGGACGAUCGUCGAAACCGAUGCCACCGACGAAGGCGGCCAAAAAGUCGACCAACCAGUUUGACUCACUGUUUGGCUCGCCGAACCUGCACAACAGUGGCAAGGCGGGCCGCAGCCGGAAGGGUCCGCACAAACGUUCGAAGGGAGGAAAAUCAAACCAAAAAGGUGAUACCGCCAACGACGAAGAUCCGUCUAAGCUGUCGGAUAAGGAGAAGUACCUGAAGAAACUCAACCGUCUCGAGCGUGUCGUCGAGGAGGUCAAGCUGGUCAUCAAGCCGUACUACAACAAGAAGCAAAUCAAUAAGGACGAAUAUAAAGACAUUUUGCGCCGAGCCGUACCGAAGAUCUGCCACAGCCGCACGGGCGAGAUCAAUCCCAUCAAGAUACAGAAGCUUAUCAAGGCGUACGUGCGCAAGAUUCGCGGCAAACGACGCAUCUCGAAGAAAGGUUCCGGCGGCGGUGGUGGUGGUGGUGUCCUUGGGCAGCUCGGAAUGCCGAUGGCAAACAGUAACUCCAUCAUUAUCUGAGCCACCCCAGUGAGCACAACACACUCUAUAAAACUCUACAAGUGAACAAAAAAGAAGCAAGCUAACAUUAUAUUCCACACAGCGAACAGAAAGGGAAUGGACGCAAUAUCGAUCAUGUGUUUGAAGGAUGGUUCUAAAGCAGCAUGCAGCCAGCACCGUGUAAAAAAAAAAUUAACUGCUUAAAACAAACUGUCUAUCAAAAAGUGUACUCUUACCCGUCACGUGGCGAUUUGCACGAUUAUGAAUAGUGGGAUAGGUCUUACAGUUACGAUUACGCUGAGGAAUUAUGUAUAAGUAAUGUAUUUUACACACAUCUAUCGGUUAGGGUAUGUACAGGACUUGCGCAGAAACUCGUAGGAUAGACAAGUUGAAGAAAUUCGCCUGCACCUUUGGCAAGGGAGGGUGGAGACGAUGGCGGAGCGCGAGUGUGUGUGUGUAUGUGUGUGUGGUGUAACGAUCCGCAAUUAUGGUGGAUUGAUUUAUCCUUAAGUUUGUCGUCCCCACCCACAUCUUCCACAUCUGCUCGUUCGUUAAGUCGUAGAUCAGGUUCAGGACACUGUGAAAAGCAGUGUUGACAAAAUAACACUAUCACGUAAAAUUACGUAUCAUAUUGUGACACGCAUUGUUAUGCUAGAGCAAGAUGCAGUACAAUCUGGAGGAAGGGAUGAAGAAAUUCAAAACAAGUAUGUGUGUAAACGCUCUCCUGCGCGUUAUGGCGUGCAUAUCCAGAUGCUUCUCAGAGACUUCAGAACAAAUUAAAUAAUUUAAAAACAAAAUGCACUGUUUUAGAUCAAAGCUAAAUGCUAGACGAAAUUAUAAAAGUGCACCCAAGCUAGUAGAAAAGGCGAAAAACGGAAAGGACGUUAUAUACACAUACACUUUGUGCAACCGAUCGUCACUGUCAUGUUGGAGUUAAUGUGCUGUUGUGUGUUGUAGAAGAAGAAAUAGUAGCAAAUAGUAAUUAGAUAACAACUGUAGCACAUAGAAAAGAAGAGGGGAAGAACCUUGUUGUAUUAAGAAGCUAACAUUAACGAAGAUUGCAGAGGGAGCGUGUUGAGUCCCUCUACUUAAGGGCACACGAACUUGUAAGUAAGUCCUACGGAGGAAAAAAGGACCGCAGCGUGUUUUUUUUUAUGUUUCGUGUAUGUUUGAGUGUUUGUAGUACAGCAGUAUGAACACAGAGAACACGCAAUAGGAGUUAGUAAAGCUUCCAAACUGGCGCGGAAAUGCAAUCACAUGGUUCACAUGUUGGGCAGCACGACGCACGGCGCUGAGAGGCACCAAUUCAACAAUUAAGAUAUUUAUAGAUUGAUUGUAUUAUAGGCAAGCGGCAAGCGGGGUAAACACACAUGCCGCUACAAUUAUGUGGUGCAAAACGAAGGCAAACAGAAACGCCGAUUUGCCCUAGAUUCUCCCGAUGGGUGGUGAUAUAAAGCCGAGUGUACAGCGCAUCUUGCAUGCGACGCUGUGAGAGUAAAAAAGCAUCGAUCUAUUAUAGAACCCACUGUACACCGUAAUGCAUGCCCUUACUCAAAAGAAUAAUAUACAUAUUUAUUAUCACAAUAUCUAACUGCACACAGGUCACGGGCCAAUCUGAGAGAUACAAAUUACAGACACACACACAGAGACACACAUACAGACACACACACACACAGAGACACACACACACAGACACACACACACACACACACACACACACACACACACACACACACACACAGAGAAAGAGAGACACAUUAACGCAUCCACACGCUGUUUGUAGGCAAAAGGAAAAGGCCGGUUCCGGUUGCGGACGGUAGAAUCCGGCAUUGCGCGACCUUUUCAUGAUUCAAUUACCAUUUGAAACUUUCGUCACUAAUGCGCAACUGUUUGUGGAGGACUUGGCGCAAAAAAAAGAACUGAGGUCUGAGGUCUGAGUAUCGAACUCAACUAUCGGAUAGAAGAUUGUAUUUUGGGGGGUGUUGUGAGGGCGUGUGUGUGAGCGUUUCUAGGAAAACGCCAGUUAUUUUCAAAAAUUCAAUUUCUCACUUGCGCGCUAGGAAUUAUUAAGUGACGAUGGAAAAAGUCCCAACUGUGAAAAGACAGAUCAGACCUCGGACGCGAGACGUCACGGUUUGUGUGAAAGGUGGAGGACAUGGCAAUCCUCUUUCUCCUGCGUACCACACCAAGAUGCGAGAAAGAGAGAGAAGAACAUGAAAAUGGAAAGGAAACACUUGAUUUAAUAAAACUGCUAGUAUCUAAGCGAUAUGGAAAGUAUAA
Molecule: messenger RNA, 10562 nt
Organism: Anopheles merus
Lineage: Eukaryota; Metazoa; Arthropoda; Insecta; Diptera; Culicidae
Product: PHD and RING finger domain-containing protein 1-like
Exons: 5
Coding region: 1170-8303 (2377 amino acids)
Source: RefSeq, a predicted model, not a curated record